Messenger RNA from Rotaria sp. Silwood2, 2526 nucleotides. Lineage: Eukaryota; Metazoa; Rotifera; Eurotatoria; Philodinida; Philodinidae. The record is from the annotation of a GenBank genome assembly.
AUGACAACACACGAUACAUUAUCACGGUUCUCACCAAGAAUGGUCACUCAAUCUAAUUUAUCUGCUAUUCAACAAGAUUCAAUUGAUGAUAAACUUUCUUCAAAUGAUAUUUGUACUAUGUUUCGUGCAUUUCUUACUGAAUUUGAACGAAUGGAAACGAGUGAUGUAACAACAAAAAAAAUGUUUUUAGAUUCUGUAGAAGAAAUAACAAAUGCUGUUCUAGCAAUUUUACCAUAUAAAUUACUUGAUCCACAAGUUCUUCGUCAUCCACUUGUACAUUUUCUACAUCAAAUACUUAUUGAUCUAUUAGAUGAUUGGCGAGCAUAUGAAAUGCGUCUAAGCAUUCAAGAAUCGGACAUAUUUCUUAAGAUUGUACUUAUUUUUGUUCAUGCUGCUGAAUUCGCAUUUGAAUUUGAUGCCAAUGAAGAACGACAAAGAAUAACAGAUUUAUUAGCAACAAGAAGGCUUCUCAUUUUAGUACGUGAACAAAUUGAAGAUUCUGCUAUGCACAAAUACGGUAUUAAUGAUGAUCCAAAUAUAUGUACAUUAGGUUUGUUAACAAUAAAAUUAUUACAAGAAUGUUUAUUCUAUCAUCGUACGGAACACAAUACAUGUUUAAUCGAACUUUUGGUGCUGAAUUGUAUUGAUUCAUAUGAUUAUAUUCAAGCAGUGCAUCAAUUUCAAAAUGACGAAACACUUAAUGACAUUGAUCAAUUUCUUUUGUUUACUUGUUGGGAAUAUAUACCUGUCAUCGCAUUACCUUUACAAGAUCCGAAGGACUCAUUAUAUCAAAUUGAUAUCAUUCAUGAUAUUUAUGAUCAACUUUUAACACGAUUCGAAGAUACUCUUGAUCAAUCACCAACGAUUUCACCUUCUAGUCUUUCUUAUAUAUUCGAUCGAUGUGAACAACUUCUUAGUGUUGCCAAACUAUCUUCUUUUGAUAAACAUGCACCAAAUAUUAUUGAUUAUUUAAUCAAAAUUUUCGAAAACCUAUCAGUAACUAAUCCUAAUGAUGAUGCAUUGAUCAUGGCUGCUUUAGAAGCAUUCUCUAAUUUAUCGAAAAAUUCUGACAUUCGUGCUAUUAUGAAAAAACUACAUUUAACAUCUCUCUUCAAGAAAUAUACACCUAUUGAAAUGGGUGAAAAACGAAAGUUAGCAUUUGCUAUUCUUGCAGAAAUUAUGGAUGAACAAGAAAUUAAUAAUAAUCCAAGUGAAAUAACUGCUGUUUUUACUGAUCAACUCAAAGAACUUAAUCCAAAUAAAUAUGAACCAGAUAUGAACAAUGCAUUAUCGAGUCUAAAUGCAUUGAUGCAACAUGAGCAGAUAAAAAAUGAAUUCAUUAAACAAGGUGGACUCGACAAACUCAUAUCUUUUGUUUGUGAUCGUGAUUCAUAUGAAAAAUGUACUAAUCAACUAGAAGAUGCUCUCAAAAUACUUUGGUCAUGUACAUUCACGGGUAGUGAAGCGACGAACAAGCUAAAACAAGAUCAAAAUUUAAUGGCUUGUGUUAGUGAUUUACUUGAGAAAUCAAAGAAUGAUGAUAAUAUUACAUUAGAAAAAGCAGCUGAAGGUGUCAUUUGGAAAGUAGAAAAAGAAGAAAAAUUCGUAGAAGAACAAGCUGCUGAAGAAGAAAAGAAAAAACAACAAGUUCAAGAAACUGGUAUUGAAGAAGAACGAGAGGAAGAACAAAAAUAUGAUCUUAUGAUAUCUUAUUCAUGGGCUGAUAUGGAUUUAGCUCAUCGUAUCUUCAAACAUUUAACUGAAACACUUGGUUAUAAAGUUUGGCUUGAUCAAGAACAAAUGCAUGGAUCAACAAUUGAAUCAAUGGCAAAAGCAGUUGAAAAUGCUGAAUUUAUUCUAAUGUGUAUGUCCGAUACAUAUAAACGAAGUGCAAACUGUCAAUCCGAAGCUGAAUAUGCAUUUAAUCGUAAAAAAAAUAUGGUUCCAAUUAAAAUGAAUAAAGAUUAUGUACCUGAUGGAUGGUUAGGUUUUAUAUUAGGUACACGAAUGUAUAUCGAUUUCGAUACACAUGAAUUUGAUAAAGCGAUCGAAUUACUUGAUAAUGAAAUACAAUUGCAAAAGAAAACAAAUAAAGAUGCUAAAGAAGAUGUUAAAAUGGAAGAAAACAGUGUUACAUCUAAUGAAAAUAAGGAUGAUAUUAAAGAAGAAGUAUCAAAUAGUCAAAAUACAACAAAUGUAAAAGUUAACAAAAAUAAUAUUUUAAAUUGGAACGAAGACAAUGUUCGAGAAUUUUUAAUGAAACAUAAUCUUUCAGCAAUGGCAUUCCUUUGUCAAGGAAUUAAUGGUGAAGAAUUAUCUAUUCUUUACACAAUGUGUAAGACAAAUUCUAUAUCAAUGUAUCGUUCAUUAAAAUUUGAACUUCUACAUUCUUGUAAUAAAGUAUUACCAAUAUCAACUUAUCUUCGCUUUAUGAGCCGUAUACGUGCUGUAUGUGAUGAUACAUUGGUACCUAGUGGACAUGUCACGAACAAGUCUAAUGAACCUGAUACAAUGGACGAUGAAUAA